CGCGCACUGGGUCCCGGAGCGCCCGCGGGCGCCCCGCCGCUGAGCGCGCGCCCUUUCGGAUGCCCACGCCUGGGUGGCCGGCCCCGGACGACGCGGGGAGGGCAGUAAGGCCCCAGGAGCCGCUUACACCAUUCCUGGGCGGAGGCCGUUCAGCCGCGGUGAACUCCGCCAGUGGAACCCUCUACAAAUUAUCAUCUCUGGACUCCCAGCUGACACCCUGCCGGGGGCAAGAGCUGCCAGGCCAGCUGGAACUGUGCCUUCUCUGUUGUCAAGGUUUUCUUCUUACACAGGAAAAAGAAAGAAAAAAAAAAGAUGAAGUUGGGCAAAGUGGAGUUCUGCCACUUCCUGCCGCUCGUCGCUCUCUUCCUGUGCUUUUCUGGGAUGAGCCAAGCCGACCUGCCGAGGUCCAGGUCGAAGCCCUAUUUCCCGUCGGGGAGGCCCCGGACCAAGCGCAGCUGGGUGUGGAACCAGUUCUUUGUGCUGGAGGAGUACAUGGGGUCGGACCCUCUCUACGUGGGAAAGCUUCACUCUGAUGUUGAUAAAGGAGAUGGUUCCAUCAAAUACAUCUUGUCAGGCGAAGGGGCGAGUUCCAUUUUCAUUAUUGAUGAGAACACGGGGGACAUUCAUGCCACCAAGAGGCUGGACCGCGAGGAGCAGGCCUACUACACGCUGCGAGCCCAGGCGCUGGACAGGCUCACCAACAAGCCGGUGGAGCCCGAGUCGGAGUUCGUCAUCAAGAUUCAGGACAUCAACGACAAUGAACCCAAAUUCCUGGACGGCCCCUACACUGCCGGGAUUCCUGAAAUGUCUCCUGUGGGGACCUCGGUGGUGCAAGUGACAGCCACAGACGCUGACGACCCUACUUAUGGCAACAGCGCCCGCGUGGUGUACAGCAUUCUGCAAGGACAGCCGUACUUCUCGGUGGAACCCAAGACAGGAGUCAUCAAGACCGCCCUUCCAAACAUGGAUAGAGAGGCUAAAGACCAGUAUUUGCUUGUUAUCCAGGCAAAGGAUAUGGUUGGUCAAAACGGAGGACUCUCGGGAACCACGUCGGUCACCGUGACCCUCACGGACGUCAACGACAACCCCCCUCGCUUUCCGCGAAGAUCUUACCAAUACAAUGUCCCUGAAUCCCUGCCCGUGGCCUCCGUGGUGGCCCGGAUCAAAGCCGCCGACGCAGACAUAGGACCUAACGCCGAGAUGGAAUACAGGAUUGUGGAUGGCGACGGCCUGGGGGUUUUCAAGAUUUCUGUUGACAAAGACACGCAGGAAGGAAUCAUUACUAUACAGAAGGACCUGGAUUUUGAAGCCAAAACAAGUUAUACGCUACGGAUAGAAGCUGCAAACAAGGACACCGACUCUCGCUUUCAGAGCCUGGGGCCGUUCAGCGACACGACGACCGUGAAGAUCAUCGUGGAAGAUAUAGACGAGCCCCCUGUGUUCUCUUCCCCCUUGUACCCCAUGGAGGUGUCAGAAGCCACCCAGGUCGGGAACAUCAUCGGCACUGUCGCGGCUCACGACCCAGAUGCUGCCAACAGCCCCGUGAGGUAUUCAAUUGACAGAAACACAGACUUGGAGAGAUACUUCAACAUCGAUGCCAACAGUGGAGUGAUUACAACGGCCAAAUCUUUGGAUAGAGAGACAAAUGCCGUCCAUAAUAUCACAGUCCUUGCCAUGGAGAGCCAGAAUCCAUCCCAAGUAGGAAGAGGCUUUGUGGCCAUCACGAUCCUGGACAUCAAUGACAACGCUCCUGAGUUCGCCACGGACUACGAGACCACCGUGUGUGAGAACGCCCAGCCGGGCCAGGUCAUCCAGAAAAUCAGCGCUGUGGAUAAAGACGAGCCGUCCAAUGGGCACCAGUUUUAUUUCAGCCUAACCACCGAUGCGGCUAACAACCACAACUUCUCACUGCAAGACAACAAAGACAACACAGCCUCCGUUCUCACCCGGAGAACCGGCUUCCGGAGGCAGGAGCAGUCCGUGUACUACCUGCCGGUCUUCAUCGUGGACAGCGGGUCGCCCUCCCUCAGCAGCACCAACACCCUCACCAUCCGCGUCUGUGACUGCGACGCGGAUGGAAUAGCGCAGACCUGCAACGCCGAGGCCUACGUGCUGCCCGCGGGCCUCAGCACCGGAGCGCUCAUCGCCAUCCUCGCCUGCAUCCUGACGCUCCUGGUGCUGAUCCUCCUGAUCGUCACCCUGAGACGGCGGAAAAAGGAGCCCCUCAUUUUCGACGAAGAGAGAGACAUCCGAGAGAACAUCGUGCGCUACGACGACGAGGGCGGGGGCGAGGAGGACACGGAGGCCUUCGACAUGGCCGCGCUGAGAAACCUCCACGUGGUCAGGGACACCAAGACCCGCAGGGACGUGACUCCGGAGAUCCAGUUCCUGAGCCGCCCCGCCUUCAAGAGCGUCCCCGACAACGUCAUUUUCCGGGAGUUCAUUUGGGAGAGGCUGAAGGAGGCGGACGUGGACCCCUGCGCGCCCCCCUACGACUCCUUGCAGACCUACGCGUUCGAGGGCAACGGCUCGGUGGCCGAGUCGCUGAGCUCGCUGGAGUCCAUCAGCUCCAGCUCCGAGCAGAACUACGACUACCUGAGCGACUGGGGGCCGCGCUUCAAGCGCCUGGCGGACCUGUACGGCACCGGCCAGGAGGGCCUGUACUCAUAGCCCCGGGACGGCACUGCAGCCGAGGGGAGAGCAAACACCUAGAAAUAGAAAAUGCAAUUGAAAAAAGAAAAAAACCCACUGCAUACAGACGACAAGAACUGGCUAGAGGAAGUGGUUGUACAUAUGUCUCCAUUUUUAACAGUUUAGGUUUCUGCCUCGGUGAAGUGUAAUAAGUUCAUUAGAUGGACCCAAGGGACGGAUUGCCCACACACCCUGAGCAUGGGGAGGUUUUUUAGCCAAAAGGAGUGCUCAGUGCUUUGUGAGUGGAUAGCAACUCUCAGCUGCCUGCAAAGGCGCCCAGCCUCUGUGAGUGAGUGGCGCCCCGUGCCAUUGGUGAGCCCCGGAUGCUCUGCACAGGCCCUUGGGGUGCCGCCAACCAGGAGACCAUACCCUGCGGUGGAAAAGCUCUGCAACUUCUUGCAUAUCAAAUCUUGGGACACGUUUAAUUUAUAGGGACGCUUUGAGCUUGCUAGAUUAGAGAAUCCAGCAGAAUUUUAUUGCUGUGGGUUAGCAAAUAUAUUUUAUGUAGCAAAAUAUAAAUUCAUAGGAAAAUCCACCCCAAUCUUCCAAUACAAGCCAAUAAAAUGUGGUUUAAGGCAGCAUAAAAAAAAACAUUGUUUAGCCAAUAAAUAAAAAGGGUUCUGAAUAAGACAAAGGUAAAUCAUGCUUAAAGUGUGCAAUCUUUUGAGAUUCUUUUGUAGGUAUAAAAAAAGUUGCUAUUUGUUGAUUUUUUUUCUCUUCUGAUUUGUACAGGAGAAUAUCUUUUCUUUCUUAUUUGACACAUGAUGUUACAUUUAUUUUGGCGCUCCAGUCUCCACUAAGGUCAGGUCCAUCUUACUGCCUUAUAGUAUCAAGCUCAUCAGAACAUGCUGCUUUUUUCUCCGGUCUGAGCUACGUGAAGGAAAUGAAGCAGAGAAAUGGAGAAAGCAUAGAGUGGUUGGGCCCCGUUGCAGCUGACAUCUCAGAGAGGAGCACAGCUACUGGACACUCGCGUCACGGGACUUAGCCAUCGGGACGUACAAAACGGGGGAAUGAAAGAUUUGUAUUUUAGAAAGAAGACUUCAAAGAUAAUUGAGAUUUCCUUUGAUGCAAGAUUUAUUUUUCAAGGUCACAAGUUCUAGAUGCUCCAAAGACUUUUGAGAGUUUGUUUUACCCCAGCCUCUUUUGCUGUAAACAUACAGCCUAUAAGACUGUUUUUUUAUAUACCUUCAACAAUGUAAUGUUAUAAAUCUCAGAAACCCAUCUUUAAAUUCCAAUGCAAAUACGUUCCUCAAGAAUAGACCUUGUAGUGUGUAAUUUCUGUGCCAGUUUAGAUGUGCCAAAGUGAGGAGAGCAAUUUCAAGGGAUCACACGUGUUUAAGUUUGUAAUGGGCUUCUUGUUAAAAGAGAAGAAUUUUAUGACUAAUAUACUAUUUCUACCUUUCAUUUUUUUCUAGAACAGUACUAGUUUAAUGUGCAUAUAUUCAAGUCAGAACAGAUUUUCUUUUCUCCUUUUGGAAGGAAUUAUUGUUGAGUUCCUAAUAAGUCUGUAGAGGGUGGAGUGGACAUUGUGUAAGAAAUUAUGUGUUAAAAGUGCUUCUUUCUGAAAGACAAACACUGGAACGAGGAUAUCGGUGUAUGGAUGACACUAGGAGAAACUAUGUGGGAUUCUGUAAACUGGCAGCCCCCUCCUUAGAAACGAAGUAUGUGAAAGUGGCCUUCAGCUUCAUCACAAUAAAUAAUUCAAUAAAUUGGAUUAUCCGCCAACAGUCCUUUCAUUUGAAUAAAGUUUUGUAGACAUUGUUCCAUGACCAGGUAGAUAUGCUUCUUGCUGUAUUGAUACACAUAUAUACAAAAAAGCAAUUUUAUAACAGAGUAAAAGAUAUGUUCAUUACUUUUAGUCAUGUAUGUAAGUUUUUCCAAUAAAAAAAUAAAACCUAGUGCACUUCUACCCUUUUCAAUAAAAUCACAGUGUGGCGUAGGAAUUAUGUACGUAUUGAAUCGGCAAGGUGCUGAGAAAACAGUUUUGUAAUAAUCCCCUUGUUGUCUGCAAGAAGAUAAAAUAGUUUAGUACAGUUGACUUCUGUUGUCAGAACUGCUGAUUGUUGCACAUAUCACUUAAUGGAGGUGUGAAUGUAUUUUAGAAAAGGAAUAUCACAUUAUUCACCAGGCUUUCUUUCCUUUUAAAGAAUAUAUUUUCUUGGUUCUUAUUUUUUUUCAUAUUUGCCAGUAAUAUAUUGGGA
This is a messenger RNA of Phyllostomus hastatus (greater spear-nosed bat), 4892 nucleotides long. It is a transcript of the gene CDH7, whose product is annotated as cadherin 7. Gene Ontology annotation, cellular component: adherens junction; plasma membrane; catenin complex. Gene Ontology annotation, molecular function: cadherin binding; calcium ion binding. The coding region runs from base 313 to 2670 and encodes 785 amino acids. The record is from RefSeq and is a predicted model, not a curated record. NCBI's taxonomy places the organism in Eukaryota, Metazoa, Chordata, Mammalia, Chiroptera, Phyllostomidae. The transcript has 12 exons. Gene Ontology annotation, biological process: multicellular organism development; calcium-dependent cell-cell adhesion; cell morphogenesis.